Strongylocentrotus purpuratus (purple sea urchin) is the source of this 2085-nucleotide messenger RNA. RefSeq lists its product as uncharacterized. Gene Ontology annotation, biological process: DNA integration. The transcript has a single exon. The record is from RefSeq and is a predicted model, not a curated record. The coding region runs from base 1 to 2085 and encodes 694 amino acids. Gene Ontology annotation, molecular function: nucleic acid binding. Lineage: Eukaryota; Metazoa; Echinodermata; Echinoidea; Camarodonta; Strongylocentrotidae.
AUGGGUAAAUCCAGAGUUGCUCCGAUCAAGAUAGUCACAGUGCCAAGGUUGGAACUCGCCGCAGCUGUCUUAUCAGUGAGAAUGAGCUCAUUUCUUCGAACGGAAUUAGGUCUCAAAUUUGACAGAGAGGUCUUUUGGACUGACAGCCGAGUGGUUUUGGGGUACAUCAAGAACGAGUCAAGAUGCUUUCAUGUAUUUGUCGCAAAUAGAGUACGCCAGAUCAGAGACGAAUCAUCACCCUUGCAGUGGAGGCAUAUCGGCACUAAGGUUAAUCCAGCUGACGGAGCAUCAAGAGGUCUUAUGGUUGAUCAAGUCGAAUCAUCAAAGUGGCUUGCAGGUCCAGACUUCCUUUGGGAAAAGGAAAUUCCAGAUGAGGGAAAGGAGGAAGAUGUAGAUCUUUCUAAAGAUCCUGAAGUGAAAAGUCAAACCCAUGCCUCUGUGCAGAAAGUAGACGAGCUCGAAUUGGAACGUUUUGAUCAUCUCUCCAGUUGGUAUCGAGCAAAGAGAGCUGUGGCAAACUGUCUACGUCUCAGAUCAUACUUACAGAGACGUUACUAUGAAAGACGGGACAAGAGAGAAAAGAAAGAUGGUGUCAAGAAUGUUGUGAUGGAACCUCUAUCUGCCGAACUACUCCUGCAAGCUGAAAAGGAGAUCAUAAAGUUGACUCAAAGGAGGACCUUUGAUGUCAUGAAAGCAGUAGAGGGUGACAAAUGGCACAAUGAAAGAGAAAGAAGACGUCACUGUAAGACCACCAGUCGUCUGCAUCAUCUUGACCCCUUCAUAGACAAUGAUGGCAUCCUAAGAGUAGGAGGACGUUUGAGGGGGUCGGACCUCUCAUUUGAAAGCAAACAUCCUGCCAUCCUACCUCAGACCCAUUUGACCAAGUUGAUCGUGUCCCAUUGUCAUACUGAUGUUGCUCAUGGAGGAAGGGGCAUGACUAUCAACCAUCUCAGAGCAAAGGGAUUUUGGAUCUUGGGUUGCAGCAACUUCGUCUCAAAAUUCAUCUCUCAGUGUGUGAUCUGUCGCAGACUUCGACAUUCUCUACAAGUGCAGAAAAUGGCCAACUUGCCAGAGGACCGUCUUACCCCGGCCCCACCAUUUACGUAUGCUGGAGUUGAUUGCUUUGGGCCGUGGAUAAUCAAAGAAGGACGGAAAGAACUGAAGCGUUAUGGACUACUGUUCACCUGUAUGGCAUCCAGAGGUGUACACAUUGAAGUUCUGAACUCUCUCACCACGGACGCAUUUAUCAACGCUCUUAGACGUUUCAUCUCUGUGAGAGGCCCUGUGAGACAACUACGAUGUGACAGGGGAACAAACUUUGUUGGUGCUGAGGCAGAGUUUAGACGAUGUGCUGAAUCCAGUAAGGAUCGAGUGAAGGACUUUCUUCUGAGGGAGGGGUGCGACUUCAUUGCCUUCAAAUUCAAUGUACCUGCUUCAAGCCACAUGGGUGGAGUGUGGGAGAGACAAAUUCGUUCAAUACGUCAAGUCCUAGAUGCUCUGCUUCAUCAGGCGGGUCAGCAACUAGAUGACGAGUCCUUGAGGACCUUGAUGUGCGAAGCAGCAGCCAUUGUAAACAGUCGCCCGCUGACCACCGAUUUUCUGAACGAACCAACUCAUCCAACUCCACUAACGCCUAAUCAUCUGUUGACUCAAAAAUCGAGGGUCAUUCUUCCACCUCCUGGGAGUUUCUCUCGAGAGGACGUCUACGCGAGGAAGCGUUGGCGACGAGUGCAACAUUUGGCGAAUGAAUUCUGGUGUCGCUGGAGGAAGGAGUUCCUCAGUCAGUUGCAGUCGCGGCAGAAGUGGACCAAGCCCCGUCGCAACAUGAAAGUUGGAGACGUAGUGAUCAUCAAGGACGUUAACGCCCCACGAAAUACAUGGCCUCUUGGAAGAAUCGUUGAGGUAUACGAAUCCAAAGAUGACUAUAUUCGUAAAGUUAGAAUUGCGGUAGGGGAUAGGAAUCUAGAUCAUAAGGGAAAACGAAAUAACCAAGUGAGUUACCUCGAUCGCCCUAUCCACAAGCUAGUUCUUCUUGUUCCGAACGUAGACCAGGAAGAAUUCCCGGCCAAGGAGCCACAGGACUGA